UUGAUCAUUAUGGGAGUUCAUGGACUUCAGCAAUACAUUGAUAGCAACAUUGAUUUUCUGAUGACCUGCUGCUUUAGACAAAGCAAACUCAUCAUUGAUGGAUCCUGUUUAUUCCACUGGCUUUACUUCGAAUCUAAUUUGGACCAAAUACAUGGUGGAAAUUAUAAUGACUUUGAGAAAACAGUUACAUUAUUUUUCAAAAAUCUUGGAGCAUGUAAUAUUGAGCCCUAUGUGGUGCUUGAUGGAGGUGAUGAUAUCAAAGGGAACAAAUUCGAAACCAUGAAAAGAAGAUGCCAAGAAAGAAUCAGAAGAGCUAAUGCCUUGUCCAGAGGUUGUUCGGGUGAACAUUUACCAAUUCUCAUUAAAAAUGUGUUCAAGCAGAUUCUGCAGAAAAUUGGGGUUCACUUUAUUCAGUGUCUGACUGAGGCAGACUGGGAAGCAGCUGCUUUGGCCAACGAGUGGGGCUGUCCUAUUCUGUCAUCUGACAGUGAUUUCUACAUCUUCAGCAACCGGGGUGGAUUUUUACCCAUCACUUAUUUCAAGUGGAGGAAAGGUAGCCAUCAUAAAUGCAUCCCUGCCAAAUUGUUUAGAUUUGAGAACCUAUGUGCCGCUUUUAACCACAUGAAUAGACAUAAUCUUUCACUGUUUGCUAUUAUUCAAGGCAAUGACUACUACAAUCUGGACAAGAGACAAUUUCCAAACUUUUCACAGUUCUCAACUAGACUAGGAAAAACUUCCAAGAUUGAUGGCUUGCUUACAUGGUUAUCGCAUUUCACAGGACCAACAGAAGCCAUUUCAUCGCUGAUGAGCCAAAUGAAGAAGGAUGUAAAAUCAGACAGCCUUAGGCAUAAUAUUAAUCAGGCAAUGGAGAUGUACAGACUCAAGCCCAGUUCCAUAGCCCAGUUCUUCAUAAAUGGAGAACCUCAGAGCAGGCCAUUACAGAACCUACCAGACUGGACUCUGAAACCUCUGGCAGAAGGCAAGUUGGCUUCAAGCAUUAUUGCAGUUCUGACACAAAAAAGGGUGAUAUUGAAGUUCCAGGUGGAGGAUUUUGGGCUAAGCAGCAGCAACCACACCUCUCAGCUCAUACGGCAAGUGAUGUACGGCAUACUCCUGUGUACAAGGCGGCAGAACAUUAUUAAAUGCAGUACAUCUGAUGAAGAAAACCAACAAUACGAUGUUGAAGAAUAUGACAGACAAAAAACAACACUGAUAAGCUCCAUGGUUCCAGCUGUUCUUCCAAGAUGUGUAGAAACACAACUUCAUCUGGACUCAUUGUGGGAAGCUCCACAGGAUGUACGUCUGCAGGUCAUGUUGGAGGCUCUUGAGGUGUCGCAGAUAGCUGAUUCAACUGUCCCUGAAGGACUACAGCUAGCAGUGUAUGUCACAUGUUUCUGGUUAAAACAUGCAAAGCCUAAGCCGAGAGCAGAAAUAUUCUGGGCUUUACUAGUCAGCCUUGUUUAUGGAUACCUGUGCAGAGAACCAAAGACUGAAGAGGUUGAAGUACUGAGUUUGGAGUUUGAAAAGCUGUAUAGGUGUAAUAGUAGUAGAGCUAUGGAUCUAAAGUUGGCUCAUGCUUAUUGCCAGUGGCAUUGCUGUUUGAAAGACAGCUUCACUCUGAACCAACUACUAAAUCAUCCAGUGCCAGAACCAGAGUUGGCAUCCUUGUACUGUGGCUCUUUGCUACAUGGUGCAGCUCAUGAACUGAAACGAGGCAGAGAUCCCGAGUCUGUUCUUACUGGAUCCUCAGUCGCAAUCAGCCUUUACCAAUCUCUGCAUGCAGCUGUGGUAUGUGAGCUAGAUGAUGACUUCAUCACAAAGAUGCAGACUAGGACAAGGGAAUGCCAGAAGUCUGUGGAUAAACUAAGCAAUGCAUUUGAACAUCUAAUGGAUGAGGAUGAGGAGGAGAAUGUAGCAUGUAGAGAGAAUGUAGAUGAUAAGUUGCCUUAG
Messenger RNA from Silurus meridionalis, 1950 nucleotides. RefSeq names its product protein asteroid homolog 1-like. The record is from RefSeq and is a predicted model, not a curated record. The transcript has a single exon. Bases 10 to 1950 code for a protein of 646 amino acids. Lineage: Eukaryota; Metazoa; Chordata; Actinopteri; Siluriformes; Siluridae.